AUCACAAUCCCUCCUGAACAAAACAAAAAAGGAUAAAAAGUUACAUCCUGAAAAUGUCAAUAGCGCUGCAACUGAGUGUAGCCGCUGUGCAGGUCUGUUCUCUGAGCUGUCGCCCGCCUUCAGUCACACCGAUUCGGGGCUACAGGAAGUCUCCGGUGGAUCAGCAGCCCCUUUGAAGAUCCGCCACCCGAUUCUGCCUUCCCAGGCAUCGUGUCGUUCCGCUGGGAAACGGAACUCCCGUGCAUUUCGAAGGAAGUCACUCGGCGUAAGCAGAAAGGAGCGGCCGAGUGUGAGUGAGAAUGAGGUGGCUGGGCGGUGGGCGGGCAGGCGGCUUUAACCCAGGCUUCGCCAAUGAGAGAGCCCAAACGCUGCUGUCAGUCUCACGGCUGAGAGCAGAUCCCGGACUGUCUUCACAGCAAGCGGUUCCAGUCGAUCUUCCAGCUGUGUGUAUGUGUUGUGACUGUAGCUGAUCGCGCAGCCCCAGCCUCCAAAGACACAGAGAGAGAAAUAGCCGACAGUCGAUUUGAAUUUCACAGCAAAGCGAAUUCAGCUGACGGGGUAUAGCAGCCCUGAGAAGGGAAGGAGUUACCGCUCGCUGCUAUGCGAGACUCGUUGUUGAACCGUGGCUUGUGAAGCAGACUUGUGUCACAGUGAGUGUCGGUGCCAGAGAAAUCUCAGCAUCCUCCGAAGAGUCCAUGUGGAGUUUACUCCGUACCCCCUCCGCUGGUUUAAUAAAUCCAGACUGAAGUCUUCCAUGAUGGCCACUUUAUUUCUGGGCCUGUUCCUAUUCCUGCUGCACCCGGUGGCGGUGCCUUCCCGGCCGGCGUUUGACCUGAGCCGGGUGCUGCCGCCUCCCGCCCUGCGGUACCUGCUGCAGGACAGCGCGGGCGGCGGGGAGCUCUUCCGGGAGGCGGUCUUCCCGAACGGGACCAUUCAGCGGCUGCCUCAGACCAUCAUCAUCGGAGUGAGGAAGGGGGGGACGCGGGCCCUGCUGGAGAUGCUGAACCUUCACCCGGAGGUCAGAGCUGCCGAGACUGAGAUCCACUUCUUCGACUGGGAAGGGAACUACGAGAAGGGGCUGCGGUGGUACAGCCGCCAGAUGCCCAUCUCGUACCCCCACCAGACCACGGUGGAGAAGACACCCGCCUACUUCACCUCGCACAAAGUGCCUGAAAGGAUCUACAAAAUGAACCAAACUAUUCGCCUGCUCCUCAUACUGCGGGACCCAACCGAGAGAGUGAUAUCGGACUACACUCAGGUAUUGUUCAACAGGAUGCAAAAACACAAGCCCUUCCAGUCAGUGGAGGAGCUGCUGGUCCGAGGGGGGCGCAUCAACGUCGACUACAAGGCGAUCAACCGCAGCCUGUACUACAUCCAUAUGCAAAACUGGCUGAGGUACUUCCCGCUCAGCCAGAUCCACAUUGUGGACGGCGACCAGUUGAUCAGGGACCCCUUCCCGGAAAUGGAGAAGGUGGAGAAAUUCCUGAGGCUCUCGCCGCGGAUUAACAGGUCCAAUUUUUACUUCAACAAAACGAAGGGAUUUUACUGCCUCCGGGACGGCGGCAGGGAGAGGUGCUUGCACGAGUCUAAAGGGAGAACGCACCCGCCAGUGGACUCCGCUGUGCUCAGCAAGUUGCACGGUUUCUUCAGUGAACCCAACCGCAAAUUCUUCGACUUGGUUGGCAGAACAUUCGACUGGCAUUAAAUUAAUGUCUCUCUUUUCUAAAAUCCCAUUAUAUACAAAUGUACAAAGUUAUACUGAAAUAGUAAUUUAAGUGGAUUUCCUUAGGACGAGUAACUGUACAAUAUGACAAGUAGACCAAUCUUUAUCUCAGAGCUAGUUAUAUUUUUCUACAUUGUCGCAAGAAUGCUGUAAAGCCCAGCUUCCCGAUGUUAGUCCUGUUUGUUUCAUUAGUUAUGUCACGGAACUGCUACAGAGACAUGGUUGUGUGUAAUGAAUGGGU
Messenger RNA from Hemiscyllium ocellatum (epaulette shark), 1964 nucleotides. RefSeq names its product heparan sulfate glucosamine 3-O-sulfotransferase 1-like. Gene Ontology annotation, molecular function: [heparan sulfate]-glucosamine 3-sulfotransferase activity. The record is from RefSeq and is a predicted model, not a curated record. NCBI's taxonomy places the organism in Eukaryota, Metazoa, Chordata, Chondrichthyes, Orectolobiformes, Hemiscylliidae. The transcript has 2 exons. The coding region runs from base 755 to 1705 and encodes 316 amino acids.